Messenger RNA from Beta vulgaris subsp. vulgaris (sugar beet), 879 nucleotides. Its product is annotated as F-box protein CPR1. NCBI's taxonomy places the organism in Eukaryota, Viridiplantae, Streptophyta, Magnoliopsida, Caryophyllales, Amaranthaceae. Bases 1 to 879 code for a protein of 292 amino acids. The transcript is spliced from 2 exons. The record is from RefSeq and is a predicted model, not a curated record.
AUGGACUCAAUAAAAUCACCUUUAUUUUUUACUCUUGACUCGAUACACUUUUGUUAUUCUUGUCUUGGCGGUAUACCAGUUAUCACAGUUGGUUCUUGUAACGGAUUGCUUUGCAUGUCUAGUGCAUUGUUGCCCGUGUUUAUGGUUCUCAACCCGUGCACCGGCAUGGAUCUUAAGAUCCCGUAUCCGUAUAUAAGAUACACUUCUACGCAUAUUGUUUCUUUCUAUUCUGGGUUUGGGUUUGAUUCUAUUGACAAUGAUUAUAAGAUUGUACUUAUUUUGGACCGUCAUGUACAAAGAAGGGAUGUUUUGGUUUACAGCUUGAAUAAUAAUGCUAGUAAGUCUUGGAGACUUGUUCAUAGUACAUCAUCUCCUAAAGAAUUACUGAUAGACCAUCGUAAAAAAGCUCAACACCAUCACAGAAAAGGGGUUCUUAUCAAUAAUCAUCUACUUCAUUGGAAGUUUAGUUGUUCUCCUAUUGAGUAUCGAAUUGCUUGUUUCGAUCUCGAAUCCGAAAACUGGGUGAAAGACGUACCAUUACCGGAGUAUUAUCGUGAAACAACGACGAUUAAACAUGAACAGUUGCACAUAAGUGUCCUAGAUUGUUGUUUGUGUCUAUUGAUUAGAAAUCUCAAUGAAAAAGGCUGGGAUUUAUGGGUGAUGAAGGAAUACGGUGUUAAAGAAUCUUGGGUGAAACUCUUUCAAAUUUUGGAUCCGUAUGUUAGUGAUAUGGAUUGGAAGCUUUACUCUUUAGGUUACUAUGGAACUGGAAAAGAUGACAUUUUAUUCAUGAGAGCAGUCGAUGAUCGAGGUAAAAAUGAGCAGAUGAUGAUGAUCAAGGACACACUAGCUAAUUAUGGAUUUGUAGGUAGCGAAUGA